CAAAGCCUGGGUCCAGGCAGUUAGGGAGAAGUAUCCAACACCGCCCUGGGGUUGACAGCCGAAGCAUCAGUGGCUCCAGCUCCAACUUCCUGAAAUCCACGACGAGUAGCACUGGGGCCCGGUGUCACUGGUGUCCCCGAGCAACCCAAUGUCCCCUGCGGUCUUGCCAAGUGAUCGAGAGAUCAGAUCUAAUCUCACACCAACAUCCUUCCCCGGCCUUACUUCUGCCUCCAAAUUUUGCAGCAGUGCGACAGACUAGCAAAAACUAGGCCACAUACAAGCAAAAAGUCUGUACAGAAAGGCAGGCCAGAAAGGGUUAUGCUGAACAAGCUAACCAUAGGCUCCGCUAUAAACCAAGUAAAGGAAAUAGGAAAGUAAGAAAUCCACAAAGAGGGAAGAGCAGCUUGCAUACAGCCAUGUCAAUAGCCAAAGGAAAAGAUGAUCAGAACUCAUGGUGGGACAUUCAUCCUUGAUUCAGAUAUGAACACAGUAUAAUUUCAUGUCUACUUGAUGGAACUACUUUUCUACACGGAAAAAUAAAAGGUGACUUCUGAAGUAUGUCCACCGACAAUAGUUCCACCUGCAAUCCGAUCCUGACACCCCAUUUAACCAGGCUCUACAGUGCAGUGCUGGUCGGGGGGCUGGUGGGCAUCAUCUCCAUCCUGUUCCUGCUGGUGAAAAUGAACACCCGGUCUGUGACCACGACGGCCGUCGUCAACCUGGUGGUGGUGCACAGCGUGUUUCUGCUGACGGUGCCUUUUCGCUUGACCUACCUCGUGAGGCAAGAGUGGUCGCUAGGCUUGCCUUUCUGUAAGUUCGUGAGCGCCAUGUUGCACAUCCACAUGUACCUCACCUUCCUGUUCUACGUGGUGAUCCUGGUCAUCAGGUACCUCAUCUUCUUCAAGCGCAAGGACAAAGUGGAGUUCUACAGGAAGCUGCACGCGGUGGCUGCCAGCACGGGCAUGUGGCUGCUGGUGGUGGUCAUCGUCGUGCCCCUCGUCGUUUCUCAGUAUGGGAACAAGGGGGUGUACGAGGAGAAGCACUGCUUCAGGUUCCACAAAGAGCUGGCCCAUUCCUACGCGCAGGCGGUCAACUAUCUGAUCGUCACCAUUGUCAUCGCCAUCGCAGUGGUCCUCUUGGUCCUCCAGGUCUUCAUCACCAUGUCCAUGGUGCGCAAGAUACGCCACUCCUUACUGUCCCACCAGGAGUUCUGGGCCCAGCUGAAAAACCUGUUCUUCAUCGGGGUCAUCUUCAUCUGCUUCCUCCCCUACCAGUUCUUUAGGAUCUAUUACUUGUACACGGUGGCACACUCCAGUGACUGCAACGAGAACAUCGCGUUUUAUAAUGAAAUCUUCUUGAGCGUCACAGCGAUCAGCUGCUUUGAUUUGCUGCUCUUUGUUCUUGGGGGGAGCCACUGGUUUAAGCAAAAGGUAAUCGACCUAUGGAACUGUCUUUUGUGCCGUUAGCCACAAAAUACAGCAUUCAGAUUUACGUCCUGUAUAUUGGGAGUGAAGAUGGGUACCAGGAGGUAAGGAUGCUCUUUCAUUACUUGAUGAAAGCCAUGCCUUGAUGCAGCCACACAAAAGGACGAUACGAGGUCAGAGCAUUCCUCCAGUCCUUGUGUAAUCCCUGCCAUGUAUGACCCAUACAAAGACGAGUAAUGUUCAGUCCACCUGGAGCUACAAUGCUGCAUUACUUCCCAAUACAAGGGGUCUACUUGGCCCAUCCAAACACGAUGGGUCUAAUGGUUUCUGAAUUUUUUGAGCUUAUUUUAGUUCCCUCAGUUUGAACACAUGGUCUUUCCUUAAGCUUUAGACUGGACUCAGCCUUGUAGUUCUUUUCAUUCCAUUUAAAACCUUAGGUAAAUUAAUUCUGGCUGUGAUUCAGCUCCGAAGCCACAAAUGCUACUUUGCUAACCAGGUAAGAUGUCCACUCAACUCACAUCCUGACAAAAAACAGUAAGAAACUUUUCUAGGUUAUCAUAACUUUGGUAGGAAGUCACUUAUGAAGAAAUCAAGAGAAACAGAGUUCCUUCUGACCUACUGCUAUAAGGAGGCGAUCUAGAUGUAUCCUUUGAAAGGUCAAAUUUAAGGACUUGGAUCCACUCCCUCGAUAUCUCCAAAAUCAUUACAGAAGUUACCGAACAUAUCUAAAUUACGCUGAAAGCGUUACAGAAUAUUCCUGACCAAUAUGCUGCUAGGCAUUAGAAUGAGUUCCCAAGGGAAGUGAUUAAAAUUUCUUCCUUUUCUAUUUUUGAAGACUUUCUUGGUCAACAGGCAAUUUAGAUUUUCCUUGAAGACAGAAAGUUAAACUGUAAUCUUUAGAGUUCCCUUCAACCCUUAAAGCGAUGUGUCUUUAAAUAAAUGAAAAGGAUGUUCUUUAAAAUAGAACUUUUGAGAAAUAUGUAGAAAAAUCAUUAUAUUAUGAGAUUAGGCUGCUUAAUUGAUACAUAGGCUCAUAGGUUUUCUUCCCUGCUGCCCAUAUUUCUACUAUUUCCCUCAAAGUUUCAUAUUCUCGAGACUUUCCAAGGAACCGAUCCAGUUUCAUAUUUAAUGCUUCAGAAAACCUGAAGCAAUUCAUGGUACAGAUAGAACUGAAUGAAUUAAGGCAAUUUAUUUUCCGGCAAGGUUCAAGAUUUAAAGAUUUUUCUUAAUUUGUUAUAUGAUAUGAAUUCACAAAUUCAUCAGAUAAAUAAGAAAUACCCCUGUGAGUUUCUAUGAUUACUGAAAUUACUGAGUCAUAAAAAUUAAUUUUGAGGAAGAAAAAGCAACAACAUACUGCAUAUGGCUUGCUCCCAAAUUUUUUCCUGUUUUAAAUUUUCUUUUCUAUAUCCUUUGUUCUUUUUUAAAUGAUAUUUUUUACUUCUUAUUUGUCUUCUUUUUCCAUUUUUUCUUAGUUCUUUUUUCUCACUUUGGCCCAUAACAUUUGUAAGAAAAUGUCUAAGACCCAUAAAAAUUUUAUGAAAAUUUGUAACACUCAUAAAAUUUAUAAGACAAUAAU
Messenger RNA from Hipposideros armiger (great roundleaf bat), 3000 nucleotides. RefSeq names its product G protein-coupled receptor 141 (gene GPR141). Gene Ontology annotation, biological process: G protein-coupled receptor signaling pathway. Gene Ontology annotation, molecular function: oxysterol binding; G protein-coupled receptor activity. The transcript is spliced from 3 exons. Gene Ontology annotation, cellular component: membrane. NCBI's taxonomy places the organism in Eukaryota, Metazoa, Chordata, Mammalia, Chiroptera, Hipposideridae. The record is from RefSeq and is a predicted model, not a curated record. Bases 558 to 1466 code for a protein of 302 amino acids.